AAACGAGGGACUGCCAGUACCAUCUAAGCGUAGUAUGAGUGAGCGUGGCAAGCCAUCUGUAGGCUAUGACACCAUAACAAGACACGUGCGGGACGAAAUCUCGCUUGUGGGGACGCCCUUAAUUAGGGCGAGAUCCUGUUGUUGAACGACUGGACCUGCCGCUCCAAAGCUGUCUAACAGUAUAGCUGAGACAACAACCAUCGUAGUCCAAGCGUAGGGUGGCACAUGAGUUCAAGUAAAAACCCGCUUUCCCUGAAUUCCAUGUGCCGGCAGAAGUCAUGGUGGGGGGAGAAAAGGCGGAUAUCGGCAGUGGGCUGAGUGAUUUGCAUGCUGAAAUGCGAUCUCCAGGAACACAGCGUGCCUGGCAAGAACUUGUUAUUGCGCAUAACGAUCGUCGAUGCUGUCGGUUAUUCUUGGGUAUUCAUCUCGCUUUCGCAAUGGUUGCCGCCCCCUUUGUGACGCGGCGGCAGAGCAACAGGUUUUUCAGGGAAACAUGGUGUUGCAAAGAAAUGUCAGGGUCGCUGCAGAUAGUUGGUCGUUGGAUGUGCACUUCCAAGGCCUGCUCAUGCGCAUCCGGCAGAAUGCCAUGCGACUCGCCAAAACCCAUCAACCCCAUCGGAGCGACUAGGCUCGGUUUCACCCGACACGCCGCCGGAAGGUCACCAGCUCCGAGCGGCCGAAGCACGAGCUGAAGCAUGACUGAUGGCUCUGCGUGUCCCAAUCGCCCGCUCUCGAUGCUGACAAGUCCCCGGCUUGUGGCUGGAGUGGACUGGUAAGGCCGCCUUGAAGAUCUU
Alternaria alternata is the source of this 794-nucleotide messenger RNA. RefSeq lists its product as hypothetical. The transcript is spliced from 2 exons. Lineage: Eukaryota; Fungi; Ascomycota; Dothideomycetes; Pleosporales; Pleosporaceae. The record is from RefSeq and is a predicted model, not a curated record. The coding region runs from base 279 to 692 and encodes 137 amino acids.